Messenger RNA from Plenodomus lingam JN3, 1497 nucleotides. RefSeq lists its product as uncharacterized. Gene Ontology annotation, biological process: biosynthetic process; amino acid metabolic process. Gene Ontology annotation, molecular function: transaminase activity; pyridoxal phosphate binding. Lineage: Eukaryota; Fungi; Ascomycota; Dothideomycetes; Pleosporales; Leptosphaeriaceae. The record is from RefSeq and is a predicted model, not a curated record.
AUGGCCGGGUCGUUGUCUUCACGAGGAGCCGAUGCUACAAAGUCUACCGGAGAACUGAGCCAACUAUGGGAGAUCAUCUCGAAUCCCUGGCAUCCGGAGACCAAUCCCACAGGCUACGUUUCCCUAGGAGUGGCCGAGAACAUGCUGAUGCACAACGAGCUACGCGACUUCAUCAACAGCAAGUCUCUUGUCGACCCGCAUGGCAAGGCCCUAACCUACGGCGACGGACCAUCCGGCUCCAAGCCUUUACUCAAUGCUCUCUCGGCCUUUUUGACAAGACACCUCAAGCCCGUUACACCCAUUGAACCUGACCACCUCGUCGUCACCAACGGCGUAACCACAACCCUAGAGCACACAGCCUGGGCCUUGACCAACCCCGGCGAAGGCAUCCUCCUCGGCCGCCCUUACUACCGCGGUUUCCUCCCAGACCUCCAACUGCGAACGGGUGCCAAAGUCGUGCCCGUCUCCUUUGGCACCACGGAUCCAUGCGGCCCAGACUGCGUGCCACACUACGAAGCCGCACUGCUGGCAUCCAACCGCGCCGGCGUCCCCAUUCGCGCCUUACUCCUCUGCCACCCACACAACCCCCUCGGCCGCUGCUACACCCGCCCCACCCUCAUCGCCCUCAUGGCACUCUGCCAAAAAUACGCAAUCCACCUCGUCAGCGACGAAAUCUACGCCCUCUCCACCUGGGAAAACCCCACCCCUCCCUCCCCAACCAUGGACGCGGAACCAGCACCAACAAGCCCACCCUUUGAAUCCAUCCUCUCCAUUCCCCCAACUGACAUCAUCGCACCCCACCUCCUCCACACCCUCUGGGGCCUCUCAAAAGACUUUGGCGCAAACGGUGUCCGCCUCGCCACUCUCAUCUCCCAAGCCAACCCCGCCUUCCUCGCCGCCUGCCGCGCCCCCGCCCUCUUCUCCUCGCCCUCCUCGCUCGCGGAAAACGCGGCGCUGGCGCUGCUGGGCGAUGCCGUCUUCGUGGACGGGUAUAUUGCGGAGAAUCGGCGUCGGCUGGGGGCUGCGUAUGCGGAUGCGGUGGGGCUGUUGGAGCGGCAUGGGAUCGAGUAUAUGCCGGGGGCGAAUGCGGGGUUUUUCUUGUGGGUGAGGCUUGGGGGGAAGGGUGGGGGCAAAGAUGGGGCGCACGGCGCGGAAAGGGAAUUGCAGGCUCGGUUGCUGGCGAAGAGGGUGUUUUUGGUGCCGGGGGAGUCGGUGGGUGCGGAGGAGGGGGGCUGGUUUAGGAUGGUGUUUUCGCAGCCGAGGGAGUUGGUGGAGGAGGGGUUGAGGCGGGUUAGGGAAUCUGAGGAUUCUGGUGAGAAGACUAAUGUCUCCAUUCACGACUCUGACGCGCCUGCAAAUUUUCCCAUGGACUUGAUGGGAGAGUCCCACUACCCAUACCUCCCAUGUCCAUGCAUGUCUCAAAUCCCAAAUCCAGCUAGCCCAUCCCAUCCACCCACAAAGCCAGCCAACUUGAUGUCACAAAAGAGUAGGAUGUAG